Molecule: messenger RNA, 2985 nt
Organism: Salarias fasciatus (jewelled blenny)
Lineage: Eukaryota; Metazoa; Chordata; Actinopteri; Blenniiformes; Blenniidae
Gene: ift80
Product: intraflagellar transport 80 homolog (Chlamydomonas)
Exons: 20
Coding region: 316-2649 (777 amino acids)
Biological process (GO): cilium assembly
Cellular component (GO): intraciliary transport particle B; cilium; centrosome
Molecular function (GO): protein binding
Source: RefSeq, a predicted model, not a curated record
CCGAAAGUUAGCAUGUACAUCUUUGUAGAGUUGUAUUUCUCUUUAGUGGUCUAUGAGGGGUUUCCAGCACCGCGCCGACUGACUACUGAAGCGAGUGCCUCGCGUGCAUUCCUUGCCGUCCCACAGCAGAGUCGGAAACGGCAAGGCGACAUCCGUUUAGUAUAUUAAAGAAGAAGUUAGCAUUGAAAUCACAGGCAGGUCUCGGGACAACUGAGGAUCGGCGUUAGCAACAGCAUCAGGUACCGUAGCAACAGAACGCUCGUGCUCUCAACCGUUACUGCUCACAGAGCGGGUCAACAGCUGACUGUGUGAACCAUGAGACUGAAAACAUCGCUGCUGAAGGAACCCAAACAUAAGGAACUUGUAAGUUGUGUUGGCUGGACCACAGCAGAUGAGUUGUACUCGUGCAGUGAGGAUCAUCAGGUCCUCAGGUGGAACCUGCUGACCAGUGAGACCAGUCUGGUUGUCAAAUUUCCUGAGGACAUUUAUCCUGUUGACCUACACUGGUUUCCCAAAGCUGUUGGUGGCAAGAAACAGAUGCAGCCUGAGAUCUUUGUCCUCACCAGCACUGAUGGGAAGUUUCAUCUGGUGUCCAAGAUGGGACGAAUUGAGAAGAGUGUUGAAGCACACAAAGGAGCGGUGCUGGCUGGGAAAUGGACUUAUGAUGGUACUGCUCUCAUCACAGCUGGAGAAGAUGGGCAGAUCAAAAUAUGGUCCAAAAGUGGGAUGCUGCGCUCAACACUGGUCAGCCAAGGGUCCCCAGUUUAUUCUGUGGCCUGGGGUCCCAACUCAGACAGGAUCCUCUACACCUCCGGAAGACAGCUGAUCAUCAAACCUCUGCAGCCCAGUGCCAAAGUUGUACAGUGGAAGGCUCACGAUGGGGUGGUUUUAAAAGUGGACUGGAACUCAGUCAAUGACCUCAUCCUUUCAGGUGGAGAGGACUGCAAAUAUAAGGUAUGGGACAGCUUUGGCCGCCUGCUUCACUCCUCCUCGUCUCACGACUACCCCGUCACCUCUUUGUCCUGGUCUCCUGAUGGAGAGGUGUUUGCCAUGGGCUCCUUCAACACCCUGCGGCUCUGUGACAAGACAGGAUGGUCCUAUGCAUUGGAAAAACCCAACACAGGCAGUGUGUUCAACUUGGCCUGGUCUGCAGACGGCACCCAGCUGGCCGGGGCCUGCGGAAAUGGACAUGUCGUCUUCGCCCAUGUAGUUGAACAACAUUGGGAAUGGAAGAACUAUGUGAUCACCCUUACAAAGAGGAGGACCAUGCAGGUGAGGAAUGUGAUGGAUGACGCCGUGGAUGUGUUGGAGUUUAGAGAUCGAGUCAUCAAAGCCUCUCUGGCACAUGGUCACCUCGUGGUUGCCACUUCCCUCCAAUGCUAUGUCUACAACUCCAGAAACUGGAAUACUCCCCUCAUCUUUGACCUGAAGGAGGGAACAGUCAGCCUCAUCCUGCAAGCAGAGAAGCAUUUUCUCCUCGUGGACGGAGCAGGGUUGUAUAUAUUCUCUUACGAAGGUCGACCGAUAUCGUCCCCAAACUUUCCGGGAAUGAGAGCUGACAUCCUGAAUGCCCAGGGCGUCUCACUCAGUAACGACACCGUUGCCAUCCGAGACAAGAGCGACGAAAAAGUCAUCUUGCUCUUUGACGCCUUGACUGGAAAAGUCCUUGGUGAUGGAAAGCACUUGACUCACAAGCUGGACGUGGUGGAGAUCGCUCUGGAUCAGAGUGGCCCGUCUGCUGACAGGAAAAUCGCUCUGAUAGACAAGAACCGUGACCUCUACUUGACCUCUGUGCGUCAUCUUGGGCGAGAACCCAAAAUUUGCAAAAUUGGCAGCAUGGUCCACAGCAUGGCGUGGAACGACGCCGCUAACGUCCUGUGUGGAAUCCAAGACACCCAGCUCACAGUGUGGUACUACCCGAGUGUCGUCUUCACCGACAAGGAACUGCUGCCAAAAACGCUGUUCCUGAAGGACGGCAGCGAGUUCAGCCGUGCCCCCCACAUUUUAAGCUACGUUGGCACCAAGGUGACGUUACGCCAAGGAGACGGCUCCCUGGUUUACAGCAGCGUUCUGCCGUACCCCGCUCUCCUGCACGAAUACAGCAGCUCUGCACGCUGGGAAGACGCACUCCGCCUCUGCCGCUUCGCGAAAGACCAGUCUCUGUGGGCGUGUCUUGCUGGGAUGGCGAUGGCCAGCCGGGAGCUCAACACAGCGGAGAUGGCCUACGCUGCCAUUGGAGAGUUACCCAGAGUGCAGUACAUCAACUUUAUAAGGGAACAGCCGUCGAAGGAGUCGUCUUUGGCCCACACGCUGCUGUUCAGCGGUCACAUUCAGGAGGCUGAGGCCAGCCUCUUACAAGCCGGGCUCGUGUACCAGGCCAUACAAGUCAACAUUGACCUUUUCAACUGGGAGAGGGCACUGGAGCUGGCAGUUAAGCACAAAACCCACGUGGACACCGUACUGGCCUAUAGAGAGAAGUUCCUACAAAGAUUUGGCAGGAAAGAGACCAAUCAGAGAUUCCUGCAGUAUUCUGAAGGGGUUGAAGUAGAUUGGGAAAAAAUCCAGGCGAAGAUUGAGAUGGAGUUGUCCAAAGAGAGAGAAAAAGCUGCGAAUGCCUCUGUGAGGAGCAGUGUGGCCUCACGGCGCUGACUUCCAGAGGGGCUUAACUUCGAACUUUAGUUUGAGAAAAACUAUCGAACAUUCUCAAUCACAGCUGAAAUGCUUCCAUCGUUGGACUACAGGAGUAACAUGGAAACUCCAAACCCAGAGAUCUUCUUCUUCCUGGACUCUUCUUCAGGCCUCUCUGACAGGGGGACUUAUUUCACUGGAACCGGAUUCCUAUCUUUCUUGAUCUUAUUUGUCCAAAUGAGCGCUUUCUUUCUUUUCAUUUUUGUUUGUGUUUUCAUGAAAUAUAUUUUUGCACUUUAUACAUUCAACCUGUUACCUCCUGUAAAUACCAGAAAGGUUCUCUGUUAAUAAAACACG